Molecule: messenger RNA, 16219 nt
Organism: Gasterosteus aculeatus aculeatus (three-spined stickleback)
Lineage: Eukaryota; Metazoa; Chordata; Actinopteri; Perciformes; Gasterosteidae
Gene: pkd1a
Product: polycystic kidney disease 1a
Biological process (GO): calcium ion transport
Cellular component (GO): plasma membrane
Molecular function (GO): monoatomic cation channel activity; protein binding
Source: RefSeq, a predicted model, not a curated record
UUCUCACUAACUUUUUUCUUCUUUUUUUUUCUCUGCCCGAAACGAUUCUGAAGAAGGUCCCGUUAGACUUUCGGAAGAAGAGGAUCGGAUCAGCGGAAGAGAGGAAAACGCAGGGGCGAUAACGGCGUCUUAUUCGUCCCCUUCUCUCUCUUUGUCCCCCUCGCAAGAAAGCCAAGAGCAAACGAGUGUUUGGCCUUUGUCCCCGAGUGGUUCGCCCCUUCCCAGGCUGAGAGGACUUACACCAUCAGAGGCGAUGAGAUGUGAGUGAGCUAUGCCUUGUGGAAAUGGACAGACUUUAUCCAAGCGAAAACAUGGCGUCUGCGUCCCGGGACCGUCCGGCUUCUUCUGCAGCCUGCUGGCGGCGCUCUGCUGCCUGGGCGCGUGGGGCUCCGGGCCGCAGGGGGACGGCGCCAGGAGCUGCUACCCCUGUCCCGUCAACUGCAGCUGCGCGCCGGUGGGGCCCCAGCCGUCCUGCGUCGUCAAUUGCUCCAACGUCGGGCUGGAGAGGGCCCCGGCGGCGGCGGAGGUCCCGCAGGCCACCAACGUGCUAGAUCUUUCCAAGAACCACAUCUCCUCUCUUGAUACCGGCCUGCUCGAUCGUCUCACCGUCCUCCGAGAGCUAUAUCUUCAAGGGAACAGGAUCAAUGUUCCCCCGAGAGGACUGUUCUGCUGCGGGCAACUGUCAAUCCUCGAUUUGAGUAACAACCUCAUCACCACCAUAGACGAAAGAAUAUACGACAACCUCUGCAAUUUAACUCAAAUCGACCUGAGCGGUAACCCCUUUGAUUGUGACUGUAAGUUGUUUCGGCUGGUCAGCUGGCUCCAGGAGAAAGGGGUGCGGGUCCGCCGGCCGGAGGACAUGCUGUGCAGGCAACCUCCCGAGCUGCUGGGCCAGCCGCUGCUCAACGUCAGCCUGCUCACCUGUGGUCUCAACUACGCCGCUUGCCUGGAGGACAGCAGCAGUGGAGGAGGUGGACGGAGUGAGCUUGUCAUCUUCUCCUCCUCCACACCGGGGAACUUCACGAGCGAGCAGUGUAACAGCGUGUGCUUCGCCGCGCUGCACCGCUACGGGGGUUUGGGGGCGAGACGCGAGUGCCUCUGCAGCACAAACUCCGAGCCAAACUUCAUCAGCAAAGCUCGCUGUUCAGCCGCCUGCACGAACCCCCACGUCAUGAAGGAAUGCGGGUGGACUCUGGCCGACGACGUGUUCGCGGUGGACUUCGCCGUGUCGCUGAAGCCCCUCGCGCUGCAAAGCGUCCACGACAGCGUCAGUUUCUCUGCCGCUUCCUCCGUCACGCCGGUGACCCUGUCCUGGGACUUUGGUGACCUUUCGUCCCGAGUCAACACUACAGAAUCGGGGUGCACCACAGCAACUCACAAAUAUGGGCUUCCGGGGCAUUAUGCGGUCGGUUUGAUGGCUUGGGCUGGACACAAGGAGGUACGUUCAGCACGCGCAGGAGUCACCGUGACACUUCCUCCCAAGCUGGAGCUGCGCUGUCCACCUCUAGCUGUGGCCAAUAAGAGCCUGGACAUCACACUGGUCAGCUGGGGUGCUGAUGGCUUGAAUGUUGAUUGGAAGAUUUCGAAGGAUGGUGUUGAGGUUGCCAAAGCCUGCCCUCACUUCCCAAACAACGGGGUGUGCCACGACGAGUCCUCUCGCUGCUUCCAGAUCGUCUCGGGCGAGUUCAGCUGGACGGACGCUCGCCAGCAGUGUUCAGACUGCGGCGGGAAUCUGGCGAUAGUCAGGAGCGACGCGCUGCGCAUCCUGCUGGCACCCAAGAUCACGCAGGUGCGAGGAGCGUGGCUCGGCUUCAGCGACGUCGACUCUCCGGGCAAGCUGCGCUGGAUGGACGGCUCGGACGCUCAGGAGGGAGAGGAGGGCCCGCCGCCGCGUUCCUCCAUCGCCCGUGGAAACGUGUGCGUGUCCCUCGAUCAGUCGGCUCAGACCAGUUCGCACCCAUGCAAUGCCAAGCGGGCCUACGUCUGCCAGUACAACGCCCAAGUGCGUGUUCCAGAUGCAGGGAUUUACACUUUGGGCCUGACUGUGUUUCCCUCCCAUAAUCCUUUGCACCGCGCCGCGCCCGCUCCGCUCUCCACUCCACAGCCUCCCAGAGGAGGCGUAGAGGUGCUGCUGUUCCCAGCUAUGAGCUGCGUUCGGGCAGGUCGUCUGUCCUCUCUGGAGUUCGUCGCUCCGGAGCUCCGUUCACAAAUCCACGUCCGGUUCCAGACCUACAGACCGUACUGUCAUCAUCCCGGCCUGCACCUGCUGCUUCCCAGCUGUGGGGGUCCAGCGUGCGCCCCGGUGGCGGUUUGUGUCCCUAAUGACACCCGGAGCGGUGAUCCGUCCUCGUGCCCCCGACUAGAGCAGUGGUGUCCCUUCCAGCGCCGUUGCCUUCCCCUCCUCAGUCCCUGCCGCCCGUCUGCCUGUCCGAACUGCACACAGGGUCACCUCCUGCCCCCCGGGGCCCGCAGGCCUAGAUACACCCUGCAGAAUGAGGUGGUCUUCACUCUACCACCGGGACCGGCUGCACACGUACUGGUACGAGAACACCUGGAGGACCUGUUGGUUUCCCCUGGCGACAUCAUCGCGCUGCAGCACGAUGCUGGCCCCGCCUCCCUCCUCCACUGCAAGUCUUCCCCACAUUCAAUGUGGCGACAGCCCGUCUUUGCCCUCAACCAGUCAGAGUGGUUCUGGAUCAACAACACCGCGCAGUCGAUAGAAAGCGUGGCUGACCUUCAGCCUUCCCCAGAGCUUGACCUGAAGACCCUGGUGGAGGGUGGUGAGGGAGUCUGGCUGGAGGAGGUAGUUUGUCCCGUCAGGGUGCUCUAUGUGGGACACAGUGAGACUCAGCUCCUGGGAGUACAGUUGUCUGAUGGCCUGAAACAGCCCGGACUCUACAGGCUGCUGGUGACUUCAGCUGAACCAUCAUACCCAGCCUCUGCAUCAUGCCCAUUGCGAGUGGUGCCUCCUCUGGGUUUGACCAUCCUUCACCCCCACCCAGAGAAUGGCACCCUCUACCUGCAGCCCAGCAACACCAAGCUGCUGCUCCGGGUCCGCUCGAGCUACCCAACAAAGGCUUGGCGGCCCGGCGGUAAUCACAGCGUCACCUUCCAGCCCGAAUGUCCCCAAGAGUUCUCUGCUGGUCCAGGACUCUGUCAGCCAGAGGCGGGCUCGGAGUCGGGGGGGGAGGCCACAGAGCCCAGCUUGUAUGCAGUGCUGGAUCUAAACUUGAGUACGGAGGAGCAGAGAAGUCCGGUGAAGGUGGAGCUGGAGGCCCACAAUAACGUGACUGAGGCCAGCCUGUCGGUGGUGGUCCACUUGGAAGAGCCGCUCAGAGUACUGGUGGUGCAGCCGCAUCCUGCACACAGGGUGCUGAUGGAGUCCGUUGUGAGCUACACAGCAUCAGUGCAGGAAGGCUCCAAUCCCACGUUUAAAUGGACAGUGGAUGACAAGCCAUACUUCACCUAUUAUAACACCGUCCUCAAUGUCAUCUACCAGCAGGCCGCCACCUACAAGCUCACUGUGACGGCCAUGAACCACUUCAGCAAGCUCACGGAGCACUUCAACGUGACGGUGGACCGGCUGCAGCCCAUGGCCAACGUCACAGUAAAGGGCGUGCCAGAUGUUGUCCCUCAGUGCUCCACUCAGACUCUCACCACCUCUGUUCUUGUCGACAUGUCUGUGGCCGCCACUUUCCGAUGGUCUUUUGGUGACGGCGGAUAUAAGGAAUUUGAAUACAAGCCUCCCUAUGCCCCUUCCCUCCUCUGCCCAGACUCCCCCAAUCAGGUGCUUCUAAGCAACAACGUCACCUACAUUUACUCCCAGCCAGGAAUAUACACAGCAUUAGUGUCAGUGUCCAAUCGCUAUGAGAACAUCAGUCAGAGCAUCAACAUGAGCGUCUACAGCAUCCUCACCCGUGUCGACAUACAAACGGAGCCGCUACUUCUCCUCACUGGCAAAUCGGCCGAUUUUGAGGCUCACCCUCUGCCCUCUCCGUAUGGCAUUCACUAUGACUGGCACUUUGGAGAUGGUUCCGCCCUGCUGCGAGGUCGCCGCGUGGCACACACCUUUGCACAGAGUGGCGUCUUUAAUGUCUGCGUACAUGUUAACAACACUAUCAGUUCGAUGGACGCUUGUGCGGAGAUGUUUGUGUAUGAGGAGGUUGGAGAUUUGACAGCUGAAAGCUCUUCUCCUACAGAGCUUCACAGUCCUACUACAGUACGGGCCCGCCUUGGAUUAGGUAAUAACAUCACAUGGAGAUUCUCAAUGGGAGAUGGGACCGUCUACACACAACCCGAACCUGAGGUGUCCCACAGUUACAUCAAAGACGGCAACUACACGGUGAAUGUAACGGCCGCCAACGCUGUGAGCUCCGGCUGGACAAUCCUACCAGUGCAGGUGUUCGUUUUCCAAGUUGUGAAAAUGGAGCCCAACGGCUGUGUCCAAGAGCAGACCCCCGUCAACUUUCAGGCUUGGGUGUCCGGUAACGCGUCGGCUCAUCUUUAUGAAUGGAGCUUUGGGGACGCCACCGCAAACGAGACGCACCGCGGCGACCCCAGAGUCUCGCACACGUACUGGACCAGUGGGAACUACCACCUCUCACUGCUUCUCUCCAGCGGGGUCAACGAGGCCACCAAGGCAAACUUCUUCAACUGGGUGUGCGUGCAGCCAGCGUUGACUAACAUCAGCCUCAACCUGGAGAAAUCCCACUACGCUGUUGGGGAUGAGAUCCGUUUGCAGGCCAGAGCACAGCCAGAAUUUAACUACAGCUAUCAGUGGGACUUUGGUAGAGGGGAAGACGUUGGGCUUGUAAGUGGCUCUGGGAAUGUCCGGACAACGUAUAAAAACCCUGGCCGUUACAGUGUGACAGUCAUUGCCUUCAAUAACAUAUCCACUAUUAACACCAGUGUUUUGAUUGAGGUUUUCAUGCCCGUGGGUCCCAUUGUCAUUCAACAUAAUGGCACCAAAUACAAUAACCUGACUCUUAAAGCGCCAUACUCUUUCACAACAUCUUCCAUGGCCUACAACGUUACUUAUGUCUGGAGCUUUGGAGAUGAAAAUAAGCUUACAGGCCAGAGUGUCCUCCAUAACUUCAACACCUCUGGAAACUACAAUAUUACACUAACAGCAGCCAACACAGUUAGCAGAAAUCACACCACUUUACCUGUUACUGUGCUCACACCAAUCUGUGGAUUGACUGUCAACGCCAGCUUGGUAAACGUCCCUCUCAAUGCCUCGGUCCACUUUGAGGCCCAAAUGGAAGAGGGAGAUGAUGUCCGGUUUUCUUGGAAUUUGUGUGACCGUUGCACCCCAAUCCAAGAGAAACACACUAUGUUCUACACUUUCCGCUCCGUUGGAACUUUCAACAUCAUCGUGACAGCGGAGAACGACGUCGGAACGACACAAGCGAGUGUCUUCCUCUAUGUCCAACGUGAGCUGGAGGGGCUGCAGAUUUUAGCAGAGGACGAGAUCAGAGGCGCGGGAUUGGACGGUUGCUGCUUUGCUACAAACCGCGUUCUCCACCUUCACGCGGGAUUAAAGGAAGGAACCAACAUGACGUUCACUUGGAGCCUCAUCAAAGAGCCAGACUCCCAAAGCUCGAGUUUCAACGUAAGCGGGAAGACAGUGCAGGUGAAUUUCUCCACACCAGGACCAUGUGAUAUAUUUCUCCGGGCUGCCAACCUCCUGGGCCACCUGUCUGUCACCAGAACCAUCCGCUUUCUGGAACCAGCUGGAGGGGUGAACCUGCUGGUCAGCGACAACCCAGUUGCGGUCAAUGCUUCAACUAAUCUGACGGUGCUGAGUCUUGAAGGCUCUGACCUGCAGUACCGCUGGUCUGUGAAUGGGGACCCUUUGAAGUGGAACCAUCCCUGGAAGACCCACACCUUCAUGAGUCCCGGCCUCAAGCUUGUCACUGUGGAAGUCUUCAAUGAGGUCAGCUCAAAGGUUGAGUCAAAGAUAGUCAGCGUCCAGGAAGUCAUCUCUGGUCUACGAUUCAACGCCACCAACGUGACCAAGCAGGGUUACGUAGCGACGGGCGACAGCGUCUCGCUGCAGGGGGAGGUACUGACAGGAACCAACGUCACGUGGACGUGGCAGUUCAAAGGAAGAACAGAAAUGGGAAGGAAUACUUCUAUUGUUUUCCAAGAGGCGAAAACAGCCACCGUCACUGUGAACGCGACCAACGACAUCAACGGGCAAGUCGUUUCUAGAGAGUUCUUCGUUCAGGACAAGAUAAAGGGGUUGGAGCUGAGGGCGAGUAAAAAAUUUGCGGCGGUCGGCGAGAAGGUGAACUUAACCGUGUUAAUGGCAGCGGGCUCUGACGUUUCCCUCAUACUGAACAUCAGCGGAGAUACCACUGUUACCCUUCAACCCAACCAAACCUACAGCCACACGUUCACCAGGGUGGCCACGCACAUGGUGAAUCUCACCGCUCAGAACCAGGUGAGUUUGAUUAAGUGGCACCUCCAAGUGGAGGUGAUGGAGCCGGUGCAGGGACUUUCCAUCCAGGGAAGCAGUGACGCGAUCCCCGUGGGGGUCAGGAGAUUGUUUGCAGCCAACAUCCUGACAGGCAAGCCUGUUCGGUUCUUGUGGACUUUUGAUCUACACCACCAUGCCAUGACGAUGCACAUGACUAAAGAGGUGUUCUACACGCCAGAAGAACCAGGUCUAUUGACCAUCUACCUGAAGGCCCUCAACACACUACAUUCUCAGAACGUUACAAAGUACAUCAUGGUGCAGAACCAGCUUUCAGCAGCUGUUCUGCAUGCAGCGCCCGUGGACACCUUCAUCAAUAAGACGGUGACCCUGAUUGCACACAUCACACCCAGAUCUAAUUCUGUGACGUGCUUGUGGGACUUUGGCGACAGCUCUACUCCUCUUCACACAAACACCACCACUGUGGGUUAUGAGUACAGCCACCCAGGACAAUACUCCGUCCAAGUGAACUGCAGUAACCUGGUGAGCUGGGUUCUGGCCCAGGUGGAGAUAAGCAUCAGCGUAUUGGAGUGUGAGGAGCCAGAAGUGCAGGUGGUUCAAGCCCCCCGUCUGGCCAUCUGGCGCUCGCAGCCCACGUUAGUGGAAGCUAGCGUGGACCUGAAGGGCUGCCUCCACUACGGAGCUCAGUACCUCUGGCAGAUACUUGCGACUCCCUCCUGUGAUAAUGACGAAGGCCCCAGUGUUGCCCCUGGGGUGGCAACUCAGCCCUAUCAGUCUUUGCUUGUCCCUAUAGUCCGCCUCCCGGUGGAGGUCGAUGUGCGACGGCUACAGCUGUCGCUGCCUAAGAUGGCUCUAGCUGCAGGGAACUACUCAUUGGUGUUUUCCAUGUCCUACGAAGGCGUGCCGCUACGGAAGGCCGCCUGUCUGCAGCUCAGUGUCAUGGCAACCAGGCUGAUGCCCAUCAUAGAAGGGGGCACAUACAGGGUGUGGUCAAGGACUCAGGACCUGAAGCUCAGCGCUGUGCAGUCCUACGAUCCCAACAUGGACCCAGACCGCCAGUCACUACUCCACUACCACUGGGAGUGUCAAGGCACCUCGAAGGGCGCGGAGCACUGCUCCAGUCUGAACUUCGGCCUGGGCACUAGUGAUCCCGUGCUGGGAAUCUCCGGCUCCGAGCUGGAAGCAGGCGUUGAGUACACUUUUAGACUGACCAUCAGCAAAGACGGCAUGCCGCCGGGGUCGACCACACAGACCGUGCUUGUUGAGAGCGGCCACAUUCCCAUGGUGUCUCUGGAGUGCGUGUCCUGUAAGGCCCAGUCCUUCUACGAGGUCAGCCAGAAUUCAUAUGUCUACCUCAAAGGAACCUGCGAAAACUGCCAUGGAUUUCGUCGGGGGCGCUGGAGUGCCAUGACGCUGGAAAACCAGACUCUGGUCCUGGACUCUUCCUCCACCACCACAGAAAGCGACGGCAUGGACCUGGUGCUCCGGCAGGGCGUGCUUCUCAACGGCGAAUCCUACAACUUCACUCUGCACGUGACCGACGAAAGUCUGGAUGGCGACGGCGCCGCCUCCAUCACCCUGCACAGCAACAUGCCGCCGGCCGGUGGGGAGUGUCACCUGAGAGGGGGAGGGGAAGCGGGAAUGGAGUACGGGAAAGACGGCGAGGGCUGGAGGAUACGCACGCUGUUGGACCGGGUUCACUUUAACUGCUCGGGCUACAGCGAUCUCGGGGUCUCAGAGACUCCUCUGCUCUACAGCUUAUUGGUGACGCGCUGCAGAGACGAUUACUGCGAAGAGUUCUGUGUGUACAAAGGCAGCAGCCCGGAGCACUCGGCCUUCCUGCCUCCAGGUUUUAGCUCAGUCCAAAACCGUGUAGCGGUGUCCAUCAGGGUGGAGGACCACCAGGGAGCAGCCAUCACUGCACUUAACAAGUCCAUUGAGGUGGUGCUGCCGGAGGCGCCACGUGAGUACAAGAGCCUUCCCCAUUGGCUGUCUGAGCUGACCGACAGCAAACUCAAGAAGCUAUUGGAGCAGGGAGACUCCCAGAGGGUCCGAGAGUUAUCGUUGGCUCUUAUUACAGUGCUCAAUGAGUAUGAGCUGACCAGGCACUCCCAGAAUGAGCGCGGGUACCGAGUCCGAAUCCGCAGCAACAUCACCAGAGCGCUGACCGCUCUGGACCUGAUCACCGUUAACGACAUCCAGCAGACGUCCGCCGCCUUGGCCCAGUGCACGGCGAUGAGUCGAGAAUUCAUAUGUGAGGAAUGUCAGAACAGCACCUUGAACAAGCUGGAGUCCAUGCUGGAGAUUCUGCAAACCGACACCAAGCAGGGCACCGUCACUCCCACUGAGAUAGCUGACAACAUCCUGAACAUCAUGGGUGAUCUAAUUCAUCAGGUCGGCCAGUCAACGUCCCAGUCUUACCUCCAGCUGGCCCACUUGAAUUCCCCCUCACACCCCUCAGCUGCCGUCUCCGGGGACCAGCAAGGAGCCCUCCCUUUGGAACCCCCGCCCCCCUCGCGAGUGGCGGCCAAAGCUUACAGCCUGUCCUCGGUCCUCAUGCGGAUCCUCAUGCAUGCCCGCGUGCUCAACGAGGAGCCGCUUGUGCUGAGGGGGGCUGAGAUUGCCGCCACAGGAAAACUGGCGGACCCCCAGAGUCUCCUCUGCUACCAUGACCACAACAGUCCAGAGUGCAAACGGUUCUCCAUCCCCCGAGCGUUCAACUACAGUCUUGGCAGAGCUGCAGCAGGAAACAGCAUUAUGCAGCUUCUCUUUCAGGUGGAGUCAAAUCCCUUCCCCUUCAACUUUGUGGCCAACUACACCGUCUCUACCGAGGUGGCAUCCAUGGAGUUCCGCACUGAAAAUGGCACUCAGAUCCCCAUCUCCGGCCUGGACGACAGCCUCGCCAUCACUGUUGCUGUUAACAACGGAAGCGGUGGAGGAGAGGUGGAUCUGGUGGGUUCUGGUACCAGAGGAAUCCCCACGGCUGAGGCUAACAUUAGCCACUGUGACUCCGUCAUCGUCAGGGUCAGCACGGGAAACACCAACAGAGAGGCGGGGAUGUUCGUGCAGCUCAAUUUCACCAACAAUCUGCAGGACGCGAGACAGAAGAAUAGAAGAGAAGACAAUGCGGAGGAGCCAUACAUCACAGCCUACCUUCAUUCACAUGAAGGACCCAACGAGUUCAACUGCACAGACAAAAAACGCAUCACACUCGGCAUGACCAGGGGGCAGGACCUCGACCACAGGAAAUACACCUUCUUCCUGUCGCCAGAGUUGUACGACACCACACUGGACUACUUUAUCAACGUGAGCACGCCAUGCAGCCCCAGCUCGCCGCCCGCGGGGGUUCGUCUGGAGGUUGGGGUGUUUGCUUCCUUGUGUCAGUACUUCAGUGAGAGUGGGAAGCAGUGGCGGACAGACGGCAUGGUGCCCCUUGCAGAAACCAAUGCCAGCAGAGCAGUUUGUCGCACCAGGCACCUCACGGCCUUCGCCGCGGGCCUGUUUGUACCGGCCGACGCCAUCAGCUUCAAAGUGCCGGAGCGUUCUGGUGCACCAAGUCUGGUCGUGCUCUUGGUGUGUGUGUUGGGCCUACUGAGCUACGUCGUGGCAGCGGCCCUCUUGCACAAGUUGGACCAGUUGGAUCUACGCCGGGCUGGCGUGGUCCCACUCUGUGGCCAAGACGGACUCUUCAAGUACGAGGUCCAGAUCAAGACCGGCUGGAGCCGCGGGGCAGGCACCACGGCUCAUGUGGGGGUCAGUCUGUACGGACGCGAGGGCCGCAGUGGGCACCGCCACCUCGACAGCAGAGGAGCUUUCGCGCGCAACGCUCUCGACAUCUUUCACGUCGCCACAGACACCAGCCUGGGCAAUAUCUGGAAAAUACGAAUUUGGCACGACAACAAGGGUCUGUCUCCAGCGUGGCUGCUGCAGUACGUCCUGGUCAAAGACUUACAGACCGGCAGCAGCUCAUACUUCCUGGUCGACGAGUGGCUGUCUGUCGACAACGAGCGGACCGGCGGACAGGUCGAGGUUGAGGUGGAGGCCACGGAGGAGGCCGUGCUCCGUCAGCUGCCCCGUCGUCUGCAGCGCGAGCUUCAGCGGGCGCUGUGCGACGGUCACCUGUGGCUGUCGCUGUGGGAGAGGCCCCCCCGCAGCCCGUUUACCCGCCUGCAGAGAGCCACGUGCUGCGCGUUGGUGCUGCAGCUCUUCGUGUUGGCCAACGCGCUGUGGUACAGCAUCGUGGUGGACGGGAGACCCAGCGCGCGGGCCGCGUCCAGGUUUUCUUCGUUGAGCGGGGAGACGGUGGCGGCAGGCGUGGUGACCUGUCUGGUCGUCUACCCUCUCUACUUGUUCGUCUUCACGCUCUUCAGAAUGAGUCGCAGCAAGUGCGUGUCUGUGGAGCAGGUGCCGCAGCAAGUGGACCAGGAGUCGGUGGAGAUUGAUGACUUCCUAGAUGACUCCAUCGACGGAAGUUCUUUCCUCUUUUUCAAUGGCGAGAGCAACUCAGAGGAAACCAAUUUGGAUUUGCCCACUCCAUCAACCAAAAGUGGGGAGAGUUGGGGCAUGGCGGAGGACGAGAUGGAGGACGGCGAUUGGCCGGAGCUCUUGAGUGACGUGUCAGUGGUGGGAGGGGCGGGGCAUGGAGCGGGGCUGCCCAGGCUGAAGAGGGGUCAGGGGAGCAGGCACCUGGGUGUCGACAUGACCUUUAACCCCGACGACGUCGAGGGGACCGACCAACGCGACAAAUAUUUCACCUCCUCAGACGAGGAUCUGAUCAAACACAUCCUGGCAGAUGGACAGAACUUCUUUCCUCAGACGGAUGAAAGUGAAAUGGCUGACUUGUUGAGCAUCCUAGGAGAUAAGACUGAAGUGAUUCUCCGCCAGCAGCUGAAUGAGCCUCUUCCUCUGGAUACCGUGAGAAGAGAUCCACCAAAAAAGGCUUUCAUCUCAAACACGGUUGUGACCGACGUCUGUCGCCCCCGAAGGUUUCCUCCCUGGUGCGGACGUGCCGCCCUGUGGGGCAGCUGGGCGGCCAUCGCUGUGGCGAAUGGAGUUUCGAUCUGGGCAGGUCACGGGUUCAGUCAGAGCGUGGCCAUGAUGUGGCUCGUCUCCUGUUUUGCCAGUUUCCUGUGUUCCUGCCUGCUGUUGGAGCCUGCUAAGGUACUGUGUGAGGCGGUUUACUACGCAGUGUGUGUGCUGCGUCUGCGGCCAGAAGACCAGGACGUGCUGGUGGAGUUCCCCCGGCUGGAGAGGGUGGUCCAACGGGUGGCCAGGGUCAGUCCACCGCAGGGCUUUGCUCUGUCUCAGGCCCGGCACCAGGCCCGCAAGGUCACCAUGCUGCACACCAUGCUGAAGAACUUCCUGGUUUACAUGUUCUUCCUGUUGGUGGUUUUGCUGCUCAACUACUCGGAUUCGGCCAAAGAUACACACAGCCUGAGACUGCGCACUCAGCUGCAACGAGCACUGCACACACCUGUGUACCACAACGUCAGCAGCCGAGCGGAUGCGCUGAUGUGGCUGAAUGAGUCACUGUUGCCGCAGUUACUGGAUGACUCCGCCCUCUUGAGAAACACAGGAAGCGUGUUGCUCGGCACGCUGCGGCUCCGUCAAAUCCGUGACACGCAGGGCUGUCUGAGUGCAGGGGACAGUAUUUUGGGAAAGCGUCGGUACCCUCUGACCAAAGACGUUGAGAAUGACGCUGCUUUCGGAAGGAACUCUACAAACGGAGCUCCGGUGAGGCUGUGUCAUAGUGGAGAUGUGAUCCAGCAGCUGAACAGAAGCCUGGAUGAGGCCUCCUCCUCCUUACAGCAGCUGCAGGAGCUGCACUGGCUCGACUACAGGACCCGGGCCGUGUUUGUGGAGUUUUCGCUCUACAACAUCAACACAAACCUCCUCGCGGUUUUCUCCUUCCUGGUUGAGUUUCCAGUUUCUGAGCGUGCCCAGUCCAGCCUGGACCUCCUGGUCAUCACCCUGUGGCCAAUCACAGGCCUUGACUUGCAGCUGCUUCUCAUGAUCAUCCUCGUCGGCUUGGUGCUGUAUUUCCUCCUGCGGGGGAUCUUGGGCUUCCUUAGAGAAGGUUACGCGUACUUGCUCUCAACCUGGAGACUCUUGGGCAUCUGCAAACUGGUUUUGGCGGCGUCUGUGUGCGGGCUGCACCUGAGCCGCUGCGCCGCGGCCACGCAGCAGUGGGCGUCGUACCUGAGGCACCCUCGGGACGCCUUCACGGACUUCUACCCCGUGGCCAGACAGAGUCAGAUGUACACCGCCGCGUCCGCCCUGCUGCUCUUCGUACUGGUGCUCAAGGCGUCCCACCAGCUGCGGUUCCUCAGGGAGUGGGCCGUGUUUGGCAGAGCUCUGCGCUGCUCAGCCUGGGAGCUGCUGGGAGUCGCACUGGCUUUACUCCUGCUGGUGCUGGCGUACUCGCACACGGGACACCUGCUCCUGCACUCGGUGUAUGACGGCUACGGCAGUGUGAGCGCCGCCUGUCGGUCUCUGUUGGGCGCAGGUGGGCGUGGCCUAAUGACGUGGCGUCCCAGCUGGACAGUUGCCGGUCCCUCCAGUCCCGCCUUUGCGCUGGUUUUCCACGCGAGCUUCGCCGUUCUUCGGCUGCUGCUGCUAUGGUUCGUCAUCUGUGUGUUACUGAGGAACUACCGGCGCGCUCGAGCGGAGCUCUACCGUCCAGCUGUGGAUCUCCAAGACUACGAGAUGGUUGAGCUAUUUCUCAGACGGCUCAAAAUGUGGAUGGGACUCAGCAGGGCCAAGGAGUUUCGUCAUAAGGUGCGUUUCGAGGGCAUGGAGCUGCCACCGUCCCGCUCGUCCUCCACCAGCGACUGCAAGUCCCUGUGCUUGCCACCGCUGGACGGUCCCGACUCGUCUCCCACCCCGGACAGCGUGGAUGCGGGUUCUGAGGCCUCGUGGCGUCCUUCCUCCUCCAGCCCCUGCAGCCUGACCGAGGCCCCGGGGAUCGGCCUGGGACUCGGGCUGGGCCUGGGUCUGGGUCUCGGCCCGGGAGUGGUGACGGGAAGUACCAGCUGGAGGGAGAGAACAGAGACCGAAGCCUCCCUGAGGAGGCUCCUCCCCACGCUGGAAGCCCUGCUGCAACAGCUCGACCGCGUCACGAUGGCAACGGAGGAUCUGUACCACAUUGAGCGUAGAAUGGAGCAGAGCCAGAGGCAAAGGAAGCCGAGGGAGCGAGGAGGCGGUGCUGGUAAGGGAGGCAGGAGUGAGGCGGGACAGAGAGGAACAGGGGCGAUCAAGGACCUUGUUGGAUGGAGAGAACGAAAGGACGGCAAGGAAAAACACAAAGGGAGCAGAAAGGGGAAAAAGGACUGUGGAAACCCCAAAAAGACUCCAGCAGACACACCUGUUCCUCCUCUAAAGGGAAGACCAGUCUCUGCCACCACACGUACGCCCGCUCUCCACCCUCCAACCAAAGCUUCAGUAAGUGCACCUCCGCCUCCACCCGUCACGGAUACAUCCGCCUCCGAUGCCUCCCCCCUCCCCGUCUCAUCGGCAAGCGCUGCCCCUUCCCAUGUCGCGCCGUCCAAAACACCCUCCGCACCUCGAUGUACCCCUGCACCCACGCCUCCCUCGCCACCCGCCCGUGCACCCAGUGGCCGGGACCCCCCAACAGAGAGAGACACCCUCCCCUCCUCGAGCCUGUUCAACCACCCAGCUCACACUACCACCAUUCCUACACGCAAGCGAAAACGCAAACCUCCACCUCUCAAAAACAAGGUGCACCCCAACCUAGACAGGCAUGGCCCUGGACACCCCAAAUCCUGAGGACUCGGAGUAGAGGGACAACCAGAAGAGUAAAUGUUGGGUUUUGGAUAAGAGGAGGACAGGGGGCAACAGGCUUUGUCCCCCAUGUGCUCCCUCCCUAAACCCGGGUAGAGUCAGAGAGAAAAUAGUGGCUGGGAACGAACAGGACGUAGGGAAGAGGAGAGCAGUAAAAUAAGAUGUUGCAGAUUUAUAAAUCAGUGAUCGGUCCAAAUCCCAGUUCAGGUCAUUGUCAGAAAGCAGGUGCGGGUCACCGGGCGCUAACUGAGCUGGUUUAGUCAGCCAUGUAAAGGUCAACAUUGAAACCAAGAAACACCCCACUUGCUUAUUUUUCACCGGACUCAAACUGAUCCCAGCUGGCCCUGGAGGUCACGUGGGGUCGCUGACAGGAGCACAUGAGCGUGCUGACUUGAGGAUUUAACCAACUGAAAGCAGCCAAUGCAAUCAGCCAUUUUGUGAUUUCUCAGUUAUGUUGUCCGUAUACAUAUUUGUGUUGUAUAUAUUGAUCACUAUGGGUAAUUGUGGCCUGUUUGAAGAUAGUUUUCCUUUUAUGAAUCACAAUUUGCAUGCAGGCACACAGAUGUACGCACAUGCAUGGAAAUAACACUGUACGCACAGAACCGCUAAGUGUCACGUGCCGCGCACUGCAGAGGUGCACGGCAAUCAGGCAAACACACACACACACACACACACACACAAGGUUGUUGGGAUCCCAGCGGCCAGUUUUUCAGGGUGCAGUUAUAACCAUGCUGCAGGAGUAGAGAAAAUGAAAAGAUACCGGGCAGCAAAGAGCGGUGACAGGAAGUUGGAGCGGUGGGAGCAAGAAGCGGUUAUUAGACGAGGCUCAGCGGACCUUAAAGUUGAGAAAGCGUGAAGGAGUUGCCUUCACUUACAGUACUGAGCUGUUACACAAGUUCCCCCACCGUUACGUUGAAUUCUAGUCUGAAGAGCUUUUCUAAAUGUUGCGACGUAAAAGCACUUUGUCCGCAUGUAGGUUUUGUUUUUGAUGGGUUAAGUAAUAAUUUGAUAUUCAAACCAAUAGAGAAAGCUUCACUCAUACUGAUAAACGUUGCCAAAGCGUAUGAGUCAUGUAUACAUUCAGAGUUUUACUAUACCGAAGUAAUUCAUUUUGUACUUAGCACUUUACUUUCAAUGCCAUAUUUAACUGUGUAAAGUUUUUAUUCUUCACAUCUUAACACAUUAAAGAAACGUACUAGUGAGUGUUAUUGAGCUGUUGAAACUACAGCUAGCAGUUGUCGGUGUACUUUUGUCUUUUAUGUCUUAUUUUGAAAAACAUGCGUACCAUGUCCAGUGGGCAGAUCUCAGGGAACCCCCCUAACCUGGACCGAAAACCAGGAAAACCAAAACUGGGGGAAAAAUAGGUGUUUUCAAUGAUCUAAAGAAAUGAUACCUUUGAUUGUGAAAUCAUGCCCGUAUGUUUUUAGACUUAAUUUCCCUUUUCUCUUAGCCAAGUCAGUGCUAGAAGGGGGGGGUACGGACUAGCGGGUCACUUCUAAUCAAACCCCACAGUUAAACAGCACAAUGUAAGCACCCAAAAUGUAUUUUGCUCUCACAGUUCCGGCCCUCCUUAAUCGGUGUUUGUACAUUUCUGUAUAUAUUGGUGCUUCGUGGUGUAUAUAUUUUUGCUUUUCAGGAUCGCCGUUGUUUAUGUGCUGCAGUGGCAUAUGCAUUAGGUCAAGCACUGGUGUUGCAAAGCCCAAAAAAACUACACUUCUUCACUACAGCCAAAGCUAUCAAUGCAUUUAAUAUAAAUCUUUGUAUACGCAACAGGCCGACUACCAACUACAGGAAGCAGAGCGCUCUACGCCUCCCCUGACCCGUGUUUUCUUGCUGUGUGUAACAAGAUAUGCAAAGAUCUGCCUGUUUUGUUCUGUGCAUUUUGCUUUGUGUUGUAUGUUCUCAUAUCUGUAUUUUGCAGUUGUAGCACUUCUCCUGCUUUUGCACUUGACAAAGUUGAAUAAAACGUUUGACAGCUCA